CACUAUAUGGUUAAUCCAAACCAUGAACCUAACCGUAUCAUCUCCAAGUUUGCAGGCAGCAUAUCUUCGCACCCUUCCCGCCAUCAGACAAAGAUGCUCAAGUGUACAUGCCAUGGCGCAACAAGGAAAGCUGGAGUAUUUUGAUUAUAACCCGGAUCGUGAAUCGUCCGUUGUGAAUUACUGCCUCGAAAUCAUGAAGAGAGACUUUCCCGCAGUUGAUGGGGGUGUUGACUUUGCGUCUAUUCCACCGCAUGGGAGAUGGAGGCAUCUAGAUGCAGGAAAAUCGCGCAUAGCGCCUUUGAUGGCGAAAUGGGAUGAAGAACGAGGGUCGCCAGUUAGCGAGAAGGAGAAAUGCAAGAGGUUGAUUGAUUUGUUCCUUGUUUCUGUCCUACUGGAUGCUGGAGCUGGCAACCAAUGGGUGUACAAUGAGUCAGACGGGGAAAGCUACAGUCGGUCGGAAGGGCUUGCAGUUGCAACUGUACAUAUGUUUGACCAAGGUCUUUUUUCGGGAUCUCCUGUAGCCCAGCCUUAUCGCGUCGAUGCGCGGGGAUUGUCUCAGAUCAAUGAAUCGAGAAUCGCCAUCGCUAUGCAAGUCAGUGAUACCAAUCCAAUGGUUGGUUUGUCAGGCCGAACUUCGCUUCUGGUCAAUCUCAAGACUGCGUUGGAGUCUAACCCUCGCAUCUUCGGUUCUGAUGCUAGACCUGGAAAUAUUAUCGACUUCCUGGAAUCCGAAUCGAAGCUCGAUGGCUCAUCCCUGCAUGUCCAUGUCUCAACACUGUGGGGAGUUUUGCUCGAAGGUUUAGCUCCAAUUUGGCCUGCAAGGUAUUCCAUCGGUGGGGUGCAGCUCGGAGACGUGUGGCCGUGUUCUGUGCUCGCUUCGGAUAGACAAGCUGAGGGAGACGACUUCGUACCGUUCCACAAACUAACGGGAUGGAUCACGUAUAGCCUGAUUGAGCCCAUAGAGAAGAUUCUCAAGUGGAGAUUUGACGGCAUCGAGGACAUGACUGGUCUUCCAGAGUAUAGAAACGGUGCAUACGAUAUACCUUGA
Molecule: messenger RNA, 1048 nt
Organism: Suillus bovinus
Lineage: Eukaryota; Fungi; Basidiomycota; Agaricomycetes; Boletales; Suillaceae
Exons: 5
Coding region: 23-1048 (341 amino acids)
Source: RefSeq, a predicted model, not a curated record